CACUCUUAACACCAAGAAAAGGGGAUACAAAAAGAGAGGCAGAAAAAACAAAAAACAUCUUUUAAACUCAAAAAAACCAAACAAUGCCUUCUUCUUCCCCUACCUUGCUCUCAAAAUGUACCAUUUUCCCAGACCAAAAAUCAACUAUUGCCAACCUUAAACUCUCUGUUUCAGACCUACCUAUGCUUUCUUGUCACUACAUCCAAAAAGGUUGUCUCUUCACCAAACCUUCUAUUCCCUUUCAUAACUUAAUCCCUCUCCUCAAAACCGCUCUCUCUCAAACUCUCUCUAUCUUCCCCCCUCUCGCCGGUCGUUUCACCACCGACUCCGACGGUUAUGUUUACUUAACCUGCAACGACGCCGGCGUCGAUUUCAUCCACGCCACUGCAAUUGAUCUCUCCAUCAGUGAUCUCCUCUCAACCACCUAUGUCCAUCACUCCUUCAAAGAGUUUUUCGCUUUCGAUCGAAAAGUCAGUUUCACCGGUCAUUUCUCUCCGAUUAUGGCCGUUCAGGUGACUGAACUCGCUGACGGUGUUUUUAUCGGCUGCUCCGUUAAUCACGCCGUCACUGAUGGAACUUCCUUCUGGAAUUUCUUCAACACUUUUGCUCAAGUCUGUAGAGGAGCAAACAAAUGCAUCAGAAACACUCCGAGCUUCCGCCGCGACUCUGUUUUAAUCUCCGACGCCGUUCUCCGGUUAUCCAAAGAAGGCCCGGCAGUGACAUUCAAUGCCGACGCGCCGAUAAGAGAACGAAUCUUUAGCUUCAACCGUGACGCAAUUCAGAAACUGAAAGCCAGAGCUAAUAACAAACGGUGGCCGGAAACUAACAAUUCCGUUGAAUUGAUGCAGAAAAACAUUAACGAUCAUUAUAACAAUAACAACAACCAGAAAGAAAACGGAAAAGUAGCCACGUUAAUUGAAAACUGGUUCAAAACCAAUGUUAACUCAAAACAGCAAACGGUUACCGUCACGGAAACAGAAACAGUAACAGAAACGGUUGAGAUUUCGUCAUUUCAAUCCAUAUGCGCGUUACUAUGGCGUGCAGUCACGCGCGCGAGGAAAUUUCCAGCUUCAAAAACGACGACGUUUAGAAUGGCGGUUAAUUGUCGUCAUAGAAUAGAACCAAAGCUAGAAGCGUUUUAUUUCGGAAACGCGAUUCAGAGUGUUCCAACAUACGCUUCAGCGGGUGAUGUUAUGAGUAAAGACUUACGGUGGUGUGCGGAGCAGCUGAAUAAAAACGUGAAGGCGCAUGAUAAUGUUAUGGUGAGGAAGUACAUAGAGGAUUGGGAGACCAAUCCUAGGUGUUUUCCUUUGGGGAACCCUGACGGUAGUUCGAUAACCAUGGGCAGUUCUCCGAGGUUUCCGAUGUAUGAUAACGAUUUUGGUUGGGGGAAGCCGUUGGCGGUUAGGAGUGGGAAGGCGAAUAAAUUCGACGGGAAGAUUUCGGCGUUUCCGGGGAGAGAUGGGAGUGGGACGGUGGAUUUGGAGGUGGUUUUGGCGCCAGAAACUAUGGCGGGGCUUGAGGCUGAUGCGGAGUUUAUGGCUUAUGCGACGAGGCAGUUGUGAUACGUGUCGUGUUUUGGUGUUCAUAACGUAACUACUACUACUGAUGAUGAUGUUUUUUUUAUUUUAUUUUAUUUUUUUAUAAGCUGAUGAUGUUGUUGUUGUUGUUAUGUUGGUGUUGCAAUGGCAUGGUUACUUAUGUGAGGAGUUUUUGGGAAUGUAGGGUCUUUUGUGACAUAAGUGUUGUUUUUAUGCAUUUAGUUUUAAUUUAAGUUGUUUUUGUAAUGUUGUUGUUGUUGUUGUUGGUGUUUCAACUUGACAAUUAAUGUUUUUUAUUUUGUCUUUUGAUAA
Vicia villosa (hairy vetch) is the source of this 1853-nucleotide messenger RNA. Its product is annotated as protein ENHANCED PSEUDOMONAS SUSCEPTIBILITY 1-like. Lineage: Eukaryota; Viridiplantae; Streptophyta; Magnoliopsida; Fabales; Fabaceae. The coding region runs from base 84 to 1565 and encodes 493 amino acids. The record is from RefSeq and is a predicted model, not a curated record. The transcript has a single exon.